AUGGCAAAAGAACAACCUCCCGCGCAGCAAACAGCCAAUGCCCAUCCUUCUCCAAAAUCAAAGCCCCAAUCGAAAAUACCCGAAAUAGAAGCCAGCAUCGCCAACCAGCAGAGACUGAUGGCGCAAAUCCGCAAGCAGCUUGCAGUCUCAGAGUCAAACUUAUCCCUAGAAGUGGAGCGUCUAGGGCGUAUGGGUGAAAAUGUCCGCCGCGCCGCGCGGGAUUUUCGAGCUAUUCGAUCAAGAUGUAGUGCGUUUCGUAAGAGGCUUUGUGCGAAGGAAAAGGGCGCGGUGGCAGAGGUCGAUGGCGGGGAUGGAGGUAAUAAAAAUGAACUUGCUCGGAUAAAGAGCAAGGCCAACAAUGGGGAAAGGAAAGCAGGGUUGAAAUGGUGGAAGCCAAAGGAAAGGGAUUGCUAA
This is a messenger RNA of Uncinocarpus reesii 1704, 414 nucleotides long. RefSeq lists its product as uncharacterized. Lineage: Eukaryota; Fungi; Ascomycota; Eurotiomycetes; Onygenales; Onygenaceae. The record is from RefSeq and is a predicted model, not a curated record. The coding region runs from base 1 to 414 and encodes 137 amino acids. The transcript has a single exon.